Messenger RNA from Hymenoscyphus albidus, 1400 nucleotides. The record is from the annotation of a GenBank genome assembly. NCBI's taxonomy places the organism in Eukaryota, Fungi, Ascomycota, Leotiomycetes, Helotiales, Helotiaceae.
AUGGCACCACUUGAAAAAAGCAUUAGCAUUUCCCUUUAUGAUUUCCUCAAGAAGAAAAUGUUUGUUGCUUCGACUAUCUCUCUCGUUGGGACCGAGACCUUCAGAUUGAACCCAGGAUUGGUGAAAACAUAUUGGGACUUCGAUGACGGUUUUCUGAUGACAGCCAUUGGGUUACCAAAAGUCCUUAUACCAAAGCAAUAUGCAGCUUUAGAUCGAAUGUUACAAGCUUCGAAACGAUGGAUUGACUCCGCAUACAGCCAACUCGACCCAAAAGAGUCUGAUGCCGAAUGGGAAGGGAACUUUGGUUCUAAGUUUAUACGUAAGAUGACUGAGGUACUUGCGGAAUCUGGUGUGAGCCGAGAAGGACAAGCGGUAGCAAUGCUUCCGCUCAUCUGGGCGUAAGUACUUUCCUCCCCUAUUGUUCCUCCGCCUCUGACAAACCAUAGUAUAAACUCCAACGCCAUUCCCUGCGCAGGAUGGAUGAUAUUCGAGAUUCUUAAACACCCAGGCCUUUUCCAGCGUCUCCGUGAAGAGGUUUCUCCCUUCAUGACAUCGGAAAGCACCGGCAAAACUCGAUUUUACAUCCCAAAUCUUGUUUUUAACUCCCCCUUACUGACCUCUCUUUACCUUGAAACAAUCCGUACUUGCACUUCCUCAUCCCCAACCCGCCGCCUAAUGCAAGACCUAGAAGUCGAUGGGUAUAUUUUGAAAAAGGACAAUCACAUAAUGGCAUCUUCUUGGAUCCCAGCUCAUUCAACAAUCUGGGAUGUACCCGGUCAUCCUGCAAAUUCUUUCUGGUAUGCACCCUCAAAUCUUCCUUAGUUUCCUCGUUCAUGGGAAAAUAUAUAUGCUAAUAUAUUGCAGGCCGGAGCGAUUCAUCGAGAUGCCAAAAAUGAAACCCAAAGACCCAGAGGAGAAAUCCGCAGAUGAAAUUGCCAUGCGCCCCGAGAAUUUCUUCCCUUAUGGAGGUGGAAAUGUAGUAUGUAGCGGAAGAUUCUUCGCAAAGCAGGAGAUCAUGACUGCCGUUGCUUUGUUAGUUAUGAAAUUUGACUUCGACUUUGAGGGUGGUUGGGUCACGAAAGAUGGAAAGACUUCAGAGAGGGGAGCAAAAUGCAAUGAGAGCUUAGCGGGUUCGGGGGUUCUUACUCGGGAUAGGGAUAUGGUUGUAAAGAUGAAGAGAGUUCGUUAAGUGGUUAUCUUAGGCAUGGGAUUGUUGGAUAUCCCUUUGUGCGUCGGAUGCCAUGGUGGUUUGUUUCGGGUAUUGGAUUUUUGGGGAUAAUCUUUUUCUUCUUAUCUAUAACUAUUUCUUAAUCUUGCAUAACGUAUGAUCUUGACUUCUCAACUUUUCGGAAGCUUUUAACCCUGUUUUUUGUCGUUUCACAAGCUAGCAAGAAAAAAAC